GCGCUUCAAUAAAGGAGUGGUACUCGUAGAGUAGAGAGCAAUAGUAGAAUUUCUCGAGUCUCCACACACGAGAGAGAGAGAGAGAGAGAGAGAGUAUGACGACAACAGGGUGUUUGAGGAUGUUAUGGUUGGAUUCCGCCAGUCUCAUCCUCACCACUGCAAACCCUAGUCCAAUCUCAUCCUCCUCAUUAUACUCUUAUAGACGACGAGGUUUGGCUCCAACUAGUAGAUCCUUCCGCACCCUAUCCCAUCUCUCUUCACGACCGAACAAGUGGCUUUGUGGAUAUGCCAAGGGGGAUCAGAACAUUGAUAGUGGGAAGAAUGAAGAUGAAAUCAUGCUGCAGAUGUUUGGGUCGGAUGAAGAAGCCAUUACUAAGAUUCCAACCCAAGUCCAGACUUUUCCCGGAGAAGGAUCAGGGGAGGUUCUGGUCUCAGAAUAUAAACCUAUACCAGAACCUGUGCCUGAUGUUGAUUAUCUACAGGAGCUACUAGCAAUCCAGCAACAAGGGCCAAGAGCUAUUGGAUUUUUCGGGACACGAAAUAUGGGAUUUAUGCACCAGGAACUUAUUGAGAUUCUUAGCUAUGCGAUGGUUAUUACGAAAAAUCACAUUUUUACAUCUGGUGCAUCGGGGACUAAUGCAGCUGUUAUUAGAGGUGCUUUAAGAGCAGAAAAGCCAGAGCUGCUCACUGUGAUAUUACCACAAAGUUUGAAAAAGCAACCUCCUGAAAGCCAGGAAUUACUGGCGAAGGUGAAGCAUGUAAUAGAAAAGCCUCACAAUGAUCAUCUACCCUUAAUAGAAGCCAGCAGGCUAUGCAACAUGGACAUUAUUUCACAUGUUCAGCAAGUCAUUUGUUUUGCCUUCCAUGAUAGCAGACUGCUUAUGGAAACAUGUCAAGAAGCGAAAAAUCUCAGAAAGAUUGUGACUCUUUUUUACCUAGAUUAAUGAGAAGCACCAAGUUGUCUCUAUACAUUGUUCGAUGAGAAGAGUUAGAUCAUUCUUUUUUCGUUUGUAAAUUAGGUGGAUACUCAAAGUAUAUAAUGCUUGUCAUUGAUAUGUUGAUGAGAGAAGCUCGAUUAGAGCGUUCAUUGACAGUUUUAAAGGGUGGCGUCAACAUUUCUACCUUAUUCAAGAAAAUAAGAUGUUAAGUUGUCAUGCA
Rhododendron vialii is the source of this 1158-nucleotide messenger RNA. RefSeq lists its product as uncharacterized. The record is from RefSeq and is a predicted model, not a curated record. The transcript is spliced from 6 exons. The coding region runs from base 96 to 944 and encodes 282 amino acids. NCBI's taxonomy places the organism in Eukaryota, Viridiplantae, Streptophyta, Magnoliopsida, Ericales, Ericaceae. Gene Ontology annotation, molecular function: S-adenosylmethionine-dependent methyltransferase activity.